ACGCGCCUUGCUCGACUGGGCGUGUUUACUCCGACGCGUUCGGUAGUCAACGCGUUCGCGGUAAGAGAAUACGAGACAAACGUCGUAAAACGAAUAUCUUGGAUAAUUCGUGACAAACGCGAAGCAACACGUGCGACGCAGAUCUCCGCGGGAUAUUGCCGAGAGAAACGAAGAGGAACCUCGAGCGGAAGGGAGUCGACACGCGCGUCUCAAGACCACAAUGUGCCUAUGAAGUGCUGAUCGAAAGUGCCUUUAAGCAACGAUAACACGCGGUAGAACUCGAGCCCGACUCGAUAGCGAGAGUACGCGUCCUCUCCGCCGGAGAUGGCCGUCACCCGCCACGCGACGCUCGUCGUCGCCUGUUGCUUCUGGCUGGGCGUUGUCGUGGUGCUCGGCCAGUACGAGUGGCAGAACCGCGACUCCUUCGACGAGAUCCGCGCGAAGCUGGACAGGGUCAACCAAGAGAAUUGUCCGAUAGAGCACCUCAGCAAUCUCUACCUGCCGGAGGACUCGGUGUCGCACCUGCCCGACAUCAAGGACAUUAAUAUCAAUCCCGUGUUCCCGAAUCGUACUGCCCUGCUGCACCUCCACAACAUGGCCCUCAGCAGGGCCUUCUUCUGGAGCUACAUCCUGCAGUCGCGCUUCAUCAGACCCGCGAUCAAUGACACCUACGAUCCGGGCAUGAUGUACUACUUCCUGUCCACAGUGGCCGAUGUCUCUGCCAAUCCCUAUAUCAAUGCCUCAGCUAUCUACUUCUCACCCAAUAUGUCCUACUCAUCGUCCUACAGGGGCUUCUUCAACAAGACCAUGCCUAGAUUUGCACCACGUACCUUCAGGGCAGAUGAUUUCAAUGAUCCUAUACAUUUGGAAAGAAUAUCCACCAGAAAUACAUUCACUGUACAGGACCUCGGUAUAUAUUCCACCAAUGAUCAACGCAGCAAUGAUUAUACCACUGAUUUGUAUCGCCUGAACGAGUGGUACAAGAAGUGGCUACCAGAUCAUGUUGACAGGAGACACGACACCAAAACAACUUAUCAAGUUGAAAUUCGAUACGCCAACAACACGAAUGAAACAUUCACCUUCCAUGGUCCACCUGGUGCGGAAGAAUAUCCUGGACCUGUGAAAUGGACUAGACCUUAUUUCGAUUGCGGUCGAUCCAAUCGUUGGUUGAUAGCUGCGGUAUCGCCUAUAGCAGACAUCUAUCCACGGCACACAGGCUUCAGACAUGUCGAAUAUCCAACGUAUACUGCUGUCACGGUAUUAGAAAUGGACUUUGACAGAAUAGACAUAAAUCAAUGUCCCAAGGGUGAUGGAAAUAAUGGCCCCAAUAGAUUUGCUAAUACUGCAAGAUGCAAAACGGAUACUACAGAGUGUGAGCCGAUACACGGCUGGGGUUUUAGAAGAGGAGGAUAUCAAUGCCGAUGCAAACCCGGUUAUAGACUGCCAACUGUCGUGCGACGACCGUACCUUGGGGAGAUAGUGGAGAGAGCUACACAAGAACAAUAUUACAAUGGUUUCGAUUGCUCGCGUAUCGGCUGGAUUCAUAAGAUGCCGGUACAAUGGAAUCAAGCAAAGACUUACACCAGAGAACAGUAUCUCGAGCAGUAUUAUCACUAUAGAAAUCACUCAACCGGUCCGGCUGCGCUGCGCGACAAGCAGAUGAAUAUCGACCAAGCUAUCACUUUCAUUCGCAGCGUGAAUGCGAAGACUUGCAAGAACUACGCGCCGCAGGACCUGCAAUUACGCGGCGACAUUAGCUUUGGCGCGGAAGAAUUCUUUGAAAAUGAGGCUAAGAUGGCGGCGCGAUUAGCGAACUUCAUCAGUGCAUUCCUGCAAGUGUCCGACCCUCUGGAGGUUUAUACCGGCACGAGAGUGGCCGACAAGCCGCUGACGGAAGAUCAAAUGAUCGGAGAAACUUUGGCCCUGGUAUUGGGUGACACGAAGAUAUGGUCAGCUGGCACUUUCUGGGACCGCAACAAAUUUACCAACCGAACGUUCUUCGCUCCCUACGCUUACAAGACUGAACUAAACACACGCAGAUUUAAACUCGAGGACUUGGCUAGGCUCAACGAUACAGACGAAGUGUACACGAAGAACAGUUACUUCCAGACAUUGAAACAACGUUGGGCGACGAACUUUGACGAGUUGGAAAAAUAUUACAUGAAGAUAAAAAUCCGAUAUAAUGAGACCGGAGUGUACCAGAAGAAGUACGAGCAUUAUCCGAAUUUCUACAGGGCAGCAAACCUGGACCAUGGACACUGGACAACUCCGUACUUCGAUUGUAACGGCAAGGUGAAGAAGUGGGUAAUUACCUAUGCAUCCCCGUUUUUCGGCUGGGACAGCUUGAAGGAGAAACUGGAAUUCAAGGGUGUCGUAGCUGUUACCAUGGACUUGCUUCAGGUAGACAUAAACCAAUGUGAUGAUAAAUUUUACCGACCAAACGCAUUCAAGGAUACGCACAAGUGCCACAAAAAGACGUCAUAUUGUGUACCCAUUCUUGGGAGAGGAUUUGAGGUAGGUGGAUACAAAUGCGAGUGCAAACAAGGCUAUGAGUACCCAUUCGAAGAUUUAAUUACGUACUACGACGGACAAUUGGUGGAAGCUGAAUUUCAUAAUCUCGUCAAUGAUAAUGCGACGAGAUACGAUAUGUUCAAGUGUCGAUUAGCCGGUGCUUCGUCGAUUCAAGCCAAUUGGGUUUUACUGUUAUCAGUCAUGAUAAUAUUUUUCCCCACUCAAAGAAGAUGAAUGACAUUAGUCAUUUGUAAGGCAAAGUAUGGAUUAUUAUACCUCCACGUCAGCAACUGCAAUUCAUGCCGUUUAUACCGUCCAUUAUAUACCGUCCAUUCUCAAGUGUAAGUUAUAACGUAAGAUAUAAUGCCGCGAAAAAAUGAAUGAGAGGAUUACGAUUCCAAUUAUUUCCUUAAUAUAAUGAUAAACGUAUAAUAAAUAAUUUCUAUAACUUUUUAUACAUCUAUAUAUGAUACAUAAAAUAUAUGUAAUAUAUUGAGCUUGAUUUUUGCGAUAUAAACAUAUCUGCAUAACUUUUUUUUUCUACAUUUUAUGAUGAUGCAGCAUUGAGAAUGAUAUAUCUAUCCUUUUGUUCGUUCCACUGUAAUUGUAAUUAUACUAAUGGCACUAAAGAUCUGAUAAUAGUACAACUGCUCUAAUCCAUGCUAUAAUAAAUUAUAUUAGUUUGAUCUUUCUUAAUUGUAGUCCAUGUAUAAUAUAUAAGUGGAUUACGUUUCAUAGAAAUGCCAAGUUUUGCUUACAUUGUUUACUUAAACGUUUUAAGUUUUUAUAAAAUAAAAAUAAAUUUUUACACAAAGUUAAAUUUUUAAUAUACAAAAUAGUAUGUUAAUACAUAUAAUUGUGUUAAAUCGAAAUCUUAAAGUGUUCAGUAAGAGUUGAAUGGUACAGUUAGUGUCUUUAUAUGUACAUAUAUACAAUUAUAAAGAAAGUUCAUACAUAUUUAUAUCGAUUUUUAUAUUAGAGGAGGCAAUCCAAAGGCAAUACUUUUUGCAAACACAAUAUACACAAAAGACUUGUAUUAUGUAUGUUUUUAAUGCAAGUAUAUGUAAUCCUAGGAAUUAUAAAGUUUAUAGGUAUUAUAAAGUACAAUAUUUUUAGCCAUUUGUAGCUUUUAGUGCCUUAUAUAGUUAAGAUUAAUUAUAUAAAUGCACACUCAGAGAGAAGUAUGAGACAUCACAUUCUCUCUGAUUAAAACUACAUUUAUAAAGUGAUCAUAAUUUGUAUGUAUGUUUAUUAUUGAAGCUAUAGAUGUAUUUUUACCAUCGAUAAUUUCAAUAUUGGAACUUAAUAAUGUAAUAAUAAUUUUUACAUAAAAAUAUUUUGUAUCUUUUAUAUGAAAUAAAGAUGUCCUAUGAAUUAAUA
This is a messenger RNA of Odontomachus brunneus, 3891 nucleotides long. RefSeq lists its product as uncharacterized. The transcript is spliced from 12 exons. The coding region runs from base 325 to 2745 and encodes 806 amino acids. NCBI's taxonomy places the organism in Eukaryota, Metazoa, Arthropoda, Insecta, Hymenoptera, Formicidae. The record is from RefSeq and is a predicted model, not a curated record.